Molecule: messenger RNA, 1030 nt
Organism: Prorocentrum cordatum
Lineage: Eukaryota; Dinophyceae; Prorocentrales; Prorocentraceae
Source: the annotation of a GenBank genome assembly
GGCUGUCUGCGUUGUCGUCGUCCUCCUCCUCCACAGGGGCCCAGACUCGGGGGCUGAGAACGGCACCUGGAGCCCUCGAGGGCAGCAGGAGGGCCGUGCCGGGGCCGAGGCGAGCAGUCCGCCAGGGCGUGCCGCCGUGGCCCUGUGCGAUGGGCGCCCGCGCAGCGGCGGCGAGGAUGCCGUCCGUGCCGCUGGCGCUUGCCGCGGGCCUGGCCUGGGCAGCGCCAGCUGGUGGUGCGGGGGAGGGCGAGACGUGCGCGGCCGACGGCAGGGGCUGCGUCGAGCUGCCCGCCUUCCCCGACUGCGAGCACAGCUGCGGGCGGCGGCGGUGCCUCGCCUCGGGCAGCGGGAACACCGAGCGGGUGUGGCCCGCGUGCCCCAGCGGCCCGGAUGGCUGCAGAGACUGCGCGGACAAGAACCAGGAUUGCCCACGGUUCGCCCGCUCUUUCAGGGGGCACGGGUGCUCGGAGGAGGAACAGGUACAGUCAAAAACCGGAAUAUGGACGCGCGAUUUUGCUCAGGGUACCUUUGCGUCCUUGCUCUUCCUUGCUCUUGCGGCUCGUUCUUGGCCUCUUUCGCUUGCCCGCUUGUCAGGGUACCCUUGGGGUUUUCGUCGUCCGCCGCCCCAAAAAUCCCAACUUCGGCUUCCAAGGGUCUUGCGUCCUCACCGCGCGUCCGGAUUAGGGUUUUUGACUCUACCGAUACAGCCACCCUUCCUCGGUUUCCGCGUUUUGGGCCCUCCCGGGGGACUCUCGUCGCCGCGGCCGGAUUCGCCUCGCGAUCUCGGUCAGCACGCACUCAGAGAGCCGCCCGUGGGGUGGCGGUAUCGCACCCCUUGUUGUCCCCAGGUGCGAGGACAAUCCUCGAAGAGGAGCAGAAGCGCGCAAGCAUGCAGUUUCAGAGGGCCGCGCGGAUUUCUUGGAUCGGCAUUGUGCCCCCCCUGUCGGCACCUCACGCGCCGCCCCCGAGUGCGAUCCGCGCGCCAGGGAGGGGGUCUAGCGCCAAUCCGAGAAGUCUGCGCGGACCUUGA